Molecule: messenger RNA, 2719 nt
Organism: Myotis lucifugus (little brown bat)
Lineage: Eukaryota; Metazoa; Chordata; Mammalia; Chiroptera; Vespertilionidae
Gene: ACE
Product: angiotensin I converting enzyme
Exons: 16
Coding region: 35-2410 (791 amino acids)
Biological process (GO): proteolysis
Cellular component (GO): plasma membrane
Molecular function (GO): peptidyl-dipeptidase activity; metallopeptidase activity
Source: RefSeq, a predicted model, not a curated record
GCCAACAGAAAGCGACAUCAAUUACUUGUUAAAGAUGGCACUGGAAAAAAUUGCCUUCCUGCCCUUCGGCUACUUGGUGGACCAGUGGCGUUGGGCGGUCUUUAGUGGAUGCACCCCUCCUUCCCGCUACAACUCUGACUGGUGGUAUCUUCGAGUCAAGUAUCAGGGCAUCUGUGCCCCAGUUAUCCGAAAUGAAACCCACUUUGAUGCCGGAUCUAAGUAUCACAUCCCACAUAUGACACCGUACAUCAGGUACUUUGUGAGUUUUAUCCUGCAGUUCCAGUUCCAUCAAGCCCUGUGCAAGGAGGCAGGCCACCAGGGCCCACUGCACCAGUGUGACAUCUACCAGUCCACCAAGGCGGGGGACACGCUCCGGAAGGUGAUGCAGGUGGGCUCCUCGCGGCCCUGGCAGGAGGUGCUGAAGGAAGCGAUCGGCACAGACGCCCUGGACGCUCAGCCGCUGCUCAACUACUUCCAGCCAGUCAGCCAGUGGCUGCAGGAGCAGAACCAGCGGAACGGCGAGGUCCUGGGCUGGCCAGAGUUUCAGUGGCAGCCUCCGUUGCCCAACAAUUACCCAGACAACGUUGUUUUGGUGACGGAUGAAGUGACGGCCAGAGACUUUUUGGAGGCCUAUGACAAGAAAUCCCUGGUGGUGUGGAAUGAAUAUGCGGAGGCCAACUGGAACUACAACACCAACAUCAGCAAAGAGACCAGCAUGAUCCUGAUGGAGAAGAACACACAGAUGGCAAACCACACCGUAGAGUUUGGCACCCGGGCCAGGCAUUUUGACAUUACCUACUUCCAAAACACCACCCUAAAGCGGAUGAUGUACAAGAUUCAGGACCUAGAGCGGGCAGCGCUGCCUACCUCGGAGCUGGAGGAGUAUAACCAGAUCCUGCUGACCAUGGAAACCACUUACAGCGUGGCCUCCGUGUGCCUCCCCAACGGCACUUGUCUGCAGCUGGAGCCUAAUCUGACCAAUCUGAUGGCCACAUCCCGGAAAUAUGAAGAACUGUUAUGGGCGUGGAAGAGCUGGCGAGACAAGGUGGGAAGAUCCAUCCUCCCCUUUUUCCCCAAAUAUGUGGAGCUCUCCAACAAGGCUGCCCGGCUCAAUGGCUAUGCAGACACAGGGGACUCGUGGAGAUCUAUGUACGAGAUGCCAACUCUGGAGCAAGACCUGGAGCGUCUCUUCCAGGAGCUGCAGCCGCUCUACCUGAACCUGCACGCCUACGUGCGCCGGGCGCUGCACCGCCACUACGGGCCCCAGCACAUCAACCUGGAGGGCCCCAUUCCGGCUCAUCUGCUGGGGAACAUGUGGGCACAGACCUGGUCCAACAUCUAUGACUUGGUGGUUCCCUUCCCUUCAGCCCCCAAGAUGGAUGCCACAGAGGCCAUGAUAAAGCAGGGCUGGACUCCCAGAAGGAUGUUUGAGGAAGCAAACAAUUUCUUCAUCUCCUUGGGACUGCUGCCCGUGCCCCCCGACUUCUGGAACAAAUCGAUGCUGGAGAAGCCAACCGACGGGCGGGAGGUGGUGUGCCAUGCCUCUGCCUGGGACUUCUUCAAUGGCAACGACUUCAGGAUCAAGCAGUGUACCACUGUGAGCAUGGAGGACCUGGUGGUGGCCCACCAUGAAAUGGGCCACAUACAGUAUUUCAUGCAGUACAAGCACUUGCCUGUGACCUUCCGGGAGGGUGCCAACCCUGGCUUUCACGAAGCCAUUGGGGAUGUGCUGGCCCUCUCCGUGUCUACCCCCAAGCACCUACACAGCAUCAACCUGAUGAAUAGCGAUGGUGGCAGCUACGAGCAAGAUAUCAACUUUCUGAUGAAGACAGCACUCGACAAGGUCGCCUUUAUCCCCUUCAGCUACCUCAUUGACCAGUGGCGCUGGAGGGUGUUUGAUGGAGGCAUCACCAAGGAGAACUACAACCAGGAGUGGUGGAGCCUCAGGCUGAAGUACCAGGGCCUCUGUCCGCCAGUGACCAGGUCUCAAGGCGACUUUGACCCAGGGGCCAAGUUCCACAUUCCUUCAAGUGUGCCUUACAUCAGGUACUUCGUGGGCUUCAUCAUCCAGUUCCAGUUCCAUGAGGCGCUGUGUCAGGCGGCUGGCCACAAGGGCCCCCUGCACCAGUGUGACAUCUACCAGUCCAAGGAGGCAGGGAAGCGCCUGGCGGACGCCAUGAAGCUGGGCUACAGUAAGCCAUGGCCCGAAGCCAUGAAGCUGAUCACGGGCCAGCCCAACAUGUCGGCCUCGGCCAUCAUGAACUACUUCAAGCCGCUGCUGGACUGGCUCCUCAUCGAGAACGGCAGGCACGCGGAGCAGCUGGGCUGGCCUCAGUACAACUGGACUCCGGACUCUGGUACCAGCACCCCCCUCCUCUGCCCCGGUGGCCCCACCCCAGCCCCUGCCUAGAGCAGCCUAGGGAAGCCGGCCGCAAUGCCCCCUGCCCAGCCCCUGCCCGCCGCCCUGCCCUGCCCUCUGCCCUGCCCACCGCCCUGCUUUCCUUGCUUCUCCUGCUCAGCUCGCACAGAAGGCUCCUACCUGGGCAAUGGCCGAGUCAACUUCCUGGGCCUGAACCUAGAGGAGCAGCAGGCCCGUGUGGGCCAGUGGGUGCUGCUCUUCCUGGGCAUCGCCCUGUUGGUGGCCACCUUGGGCCUCACCCAGCGGCUCUUCAGCAUCCGCAACCACACCGUGCACCGGCCCCACCGCGGGCCCCAGUUC